AUGGCUGUGAACGCGUACAAUUUUAUCAUCGUCUAUCUAGUGACCUUUGGGUCCUUGACGUACGGCUAUAACUCUGCCAUUAUCGGCGCGGUCAUCGGCCUCCCCUCCUUUUUCAAAUACUUCAACAUCGAUAUCAAGUCAAGCGAAGGGUCUCAGAUCACUGGAGCCACCAAUGGUCUCUUUGCUGGUGGUGGCCUGCUCGGCUGCUGGUUCAUUACCUUUCUCGCCGACAAGGUUGGACGAAAACGAUCCAUCCAGAUUACAGCCUCGAUUUGUAUAGUCGCAGGCGCUCUCCAAGCCGGUUCCGUUCAUAUUGCAAUGUUCUUGGUCGCCCGCUUCAUGAUGGGAUUCGGUGCCGGCAUGGUGAACGUCAUCACACCACUCUACCAGUCCGAAGUUUCUCCUCCCAAAUCGAGAGGCUUCAUGGUCGGUUCGCAUGGAUUCGUUCUCUGCGUAGGCUAUGGUCUAGCAGGUUGGACUGGCUAUGGCUGUUACUUCCUGGAUAGUCAGGUCGCCCAGUGGCGUCUGUGCCUGGCACUUCAAAUCGUCCCACCUCUCGGCCUCCUCCUCGGAUCCCCUUGGCUUCCAGAGUCUCCUCGAUUUCUUGUCGCUACUGACCGGCAGGAAGCUGGGUUCGAGAUCCUCAAACGUCUGCACCAACAACCGGGAGAUGACGAUUACACUACUGCCCGCGAAGAACUAUACCAGAUACGCCAACAGUUGGAGCUCGAAAGGCGCGAAGGCCUAGGACAGGGCUGGGUGAAGGGCUGGAUUGUCCUCUUUUCCAGAAAGUCGUAUCGAAAGCGCCUCCUUUUUGGGUUCUUGCUGCUCGGUCUGGUUCAGAGCACAGGAUGCCUCGUUAUCAACAACUACCAAGUACUACUUUACAAUGGUCUCAGUCUCUAUGGAUCAAUGCCGCUGAUGCUCUACGCCAUCUGGGAUACCUGGGCAGCGUGCAUGAAUUUCAUCAAUGCAUUGCUGCUUGACAGAGUUGGCCGCAUUCCUAUUAUGGUGGUCGGACAGCUUGGCUGCGCAGUGUCCGUUGCCGGCUUCACAGCUUGCCUUGCCAGAUAUGGUGGCACCGACAACAAGCUGGGUAAUGGCUUCGGCGUCUUCUUCCUCUACCUGUUCGUCACCUUCUUCGGUGGCAGCAUGGACGCUUCUUCUUACGUCUACUCGUCCGAGAUCUUUCCAACGUCGAUUCGUGCUCAGGGUGCAGGGUUUAGCGUGUCGGGUCUAUUCUGCUUCAGCUUGAUCUACACCAUGUGUGCGCCUGUCGCAUUCAAUAGUAUUGGCUGGAAGUACUAUCUGAUCUUCAUCAUUGUGCCCAUAUGCGGUGCGGCAAUGAUGUACUUUUUCUACCCUGAGACCAAAGGACUCGCUCUCGAAGAAGUUGCAGCGAAGUUCGGUGAUGAAGUCGCAGUCGACCUUUCUCACCUCUCAGCUGAGGAACGGGCCAGACUUGACAAAACCUUGGUCAAUUCAGAAGUCAUGGAAAUGGAGCAUGUUUCCAAGGUUUGAGCGAAACCUCUACUGGAGAGUUGUAGGGCGAUAUUCGAUCAGGCGGCAUAUGCUUUGGAACAUUCAGAUACUGUCUUUACCUAUGUGUAUUAUAUCCACCAUCAUUUUCGCGAUCCGCUAAUAUCAUAUCAUACACAAAGCUACGUAUACGAAGAGACAGAGCAAUGCGAGG
Exophiala oligosperma is the source of this 1693-nucleotide messenger RNA. RefSeq lists its product as uncharacterized. Gene Ontology annotation, molecular function: carbohydrate:proton symporter activity. The record is from RefSeq and is a predicted model, not a curated record. Bases 1 to 1521 code for a protein of 506 amino acids. The transcript is spliced from 6 exons. Lineage: Eukaryota; Fungi; Ascomycota; Eurotiomycetes; Chaetothyriales; Herpotrichiellaceae. Gene Ontology annotation, cellular component: membrane. Gene Ontology annotation, biological process: carbohydrate transport; transmembrane transport.